Perca flavescens (yellow perch) is the source of this 1116-nucleotide messenger RNA. RefSeq lists its product as uncharacterized. Bases 307 to 1110 code for a protein of 267 amino acids. NCBI's taxonomy places the organism in Eukaryota, Metazoa, Chordata, Actinopteri, Perciformes, Percidae. The record is from RefSeq and is a predicted model, not a curated record. The transcript has 2 exons.
GAGGCUCACAAGCAGUGAGGACACAGAGGCAGAGCGGCUUUGCACCACUUUUUGUAAGACUGUUUUUACUAUAAAAGCUUCAUUUCAGGAUCCGCAGCGCCUUCUUUUGCGCUGCACACUGGCUUACACAGUAAAGAAAAGGAUGAAAAACGUCUUAAUGUGAAUAGGAAUUAUACUGUGAUAAUCUGGAUUUAAUAAACGGAGGAGUGGGAGGAAUAACGCAACUCAUGGUUAUUUAUUUUGAUGAUGCUGAGGAGCCAGUUUCUGCUUCGGAUUUACGUCCAAAAACAAGUCUGAAGCCAGAGGAUGACAGCAGCAGGUCCUGUCUGCAGCCCCGCCUCCUCCCACUCCUCCCAGUCAUCACCUGUUUGCCUCCCAGCAUGCCAGAGACACCUGAUGAAAGGCAAAGCCCUCCAGACCAAACUGCCCCUGCGCUCUGCCCCAGGUGUGUGGCUCCUGCUGGGUGUAGUGGUGGUUUUGGUGGGGAUGGCUGUUGCAGUGGCAGGCUACGUAUCCGCAGCACCGAAGCCCGUUGGCGUCGGCCGAGGCAGCACCCACAUUGAGCGGAUGAAACUGGCCGGGCCCGUGAUCAUGGGAGUGGGCCUGUUCAUCUUCAUCUGCGCCGCCACACUGCUGUACGAGAACCGGGAUCUGGAAGUCCUCAGACGGGAGUCACCCGAUGAUCUCGAGGAUCUGAAGGGGGGAGACGGCUGGGAGGAUUCACAGGAGCAGCCCAGCUUCAGCUGUCAGGAGCAGUGGGAGUACAAAGAUGGAGAGCAGGCAUGCUGGAGCGCUCCGACCCACACACUCCCCCUCUCAAACCAGAACUGUGGUCCUCCUCUUAACCCACCUCACAGGAACACACACAACAGUGGCAGCAGGCCAUCACCGCCGCCUCCUUCAGAUGCAGGAGGUGGAGACAGGGAGGAGGUGGAGGAGCAGGAGAAGGAGGGAAGAUCCACUCUGCUGGCCCGAGUUCUGCACCACCAGGAGCCAAUUCCUCACCCUCCCUCCCCCUGCCCGUCCAUCUCCCACUCCUCUGUCUACUCAGACUCUUGCAACUCCAGUGAAAUCAACUUCAACAUACGGACAGGCUUUCCUCAACACUGAACCCCC